Molecule: messenger RNA, 742 nt
Organism: Punctularia strigosozonata HHB-11173 SS5
Lineage: Eukaryota; Fungi; Basidiomycota; Agaricomycetes; Corticiales; Punctulariaceae
Exons: 6
Coding region: 36-611 (191 amino acids)
Source: RefSeq, a predicted model, not a curated record
CUGCUUACGACUUCAACCACGACUACGACGACGCCAUGGCCAAAGCACUGUACCUCACAUUCGCCACCCUGACAGACAUCCUUAACCCCAGGUCGUUGUACUUGGUAUUGUACGGAUGGCUGCUCGGCAUGUCGCUUUGGGUGACCUUCUUUGGAGGUUUCAUAGCCCUCAAAGCUUUGCCCCGCCACCAAUUCGGCGCACUCCAGCACCGGACGUUCCCGGUUUACUUCUCGGUCUCGAUAGCGCUCUCCACCAUCCUUCUGCUUAUGUGGACCACGACCCAUCCGGACGUACUCUCGUACAUUGCCAAGCCCACUCACGUUGACGUUGCCCAGGCAUAUGCGCUCGCCUUCGUCUUAGUCAACCAAACUAUCAACCAGUUGGUCGUUGGACCUCUCACGAGCCGAACCAUGUUCCAGCGCCACAAGCUCGAGAAGGACGAAGGCAAGAACUACAAUGACCCUGCCGCCUCGGACGCCAUGAAGGCGCUGAACCGCAAGUUCGGCAUGCUGCACGGCGUUAGCUCGCUCUGCAACCUCGGCGCCAAUCUCGCGCUUAUCUUCCACGGUCUAUGGCUCGGUCAUGUCAACACGGCUCUCAAGGGGUAUUGAAAAGGGUAUUUGCAUAUCGUGCUUGUCUGAAUGUGUGAAAUGAACCAACCAGUCAUUGAAUGCGCAUCUAUUCUGUACAUUAAAACUGAUGUAUAUAUGCUGUGUGUCAACCGAAGGAGCUGGUACGUCAC